GAAAGGCAUAAUACGUCAUCUGAACGCGUCGGCUGUCGGGGGUAAAAUCAAGAUGGCGUCAGCAUCGUCAGAAGCUGCGGAGAAUCCCGACACUGAAUUGGAGGAGUUGCUGGACAGUGCACUGGAUGACUUUGACAAGACUAACAAUGCCCCACCACCGCCCCAAAGCACCACGGCCCCAACCAGCUCGGCAAGCGAGAAGCCACCGCUGCUGGAGGACAGCAAGUUCUUCGAGUCGCUGUUCGAGGGGGAGAUGUGUGACCAGGCCAGGGAGGAGUGGGAGAGGGCCAUGUCUGAGCUGGCACAGGAGGAGCCUGAGCUCCUGCAGCACUUCCACAAGCUGUCGGAGGCGGCGGGGAAAGUCGGAACUGAUGUGGCUUCCCAGCAAGAAUUCACUUCCUGUUUGAAAGACACUCUCAGUGGAUUGGCAAAAAAUGCUGACAACCUGCAGAGCUCAGGAUUGGCUGGUGAGGACCUGGCCAAGACCCUGGAAGGGCUGGGAUUGGAGGAGAACGGGGAAGGGGGUGGGGAUGAUGGAAACAUCCUCCCCUUAAUGCAAUCCAUUAUGCAGAACCUUCUGUCUAAAGAAGUGCUUUACCCUUCACUCAAAGAGAUUACUGAAAAGUACCCUGAUUGGCUGAGCUGCAAUCGUCAGUCCCUCCCCCCUGACCAGUACCAUCGCUACGAGCAACAGCAUAAGAUCAUGGGAGAGAUCUGCGGCCAUUUUGAGAGGGAGGGAGAGGCGGGACGAGACGGAGGAGAGAAGAGCUUCGACAGCAUCCUGGAGCUCAUGCAGCAGCUGCAGGAUUUGGGACAGCCCCCAAAAGAGUUGGCAGGAGAAGCGCCUCCUGGCAUGAACUUUGACCUCGAGUCACUGAAUCUCCCAGGACCCCCUGGGGCAGGGGCAGCGGAGCAGUGCCUAAUCAUGUGAUUCCUGAAGUCUGGUGAGACACGCUCCGGCUGGAGACAGGGAGACGUCAUCACGGGCCUGCGAUGAAACCCUGCUCUUAACCCCCCCCCCCCCAGCGAGGUUGCCGGGACAACGGCAUUGGAUUUUCGCCGAGAAACAUGCAGGACGUCUCAAAGCUUCAUCAUCAGUUUAUGUUAAAUUAUACUGUUUAUAUACAACAGCAGAUUUUUUGACAUGAUUUACAAAGUCAGCCACAGUGUUUAAGGGGGUGUUUGGGAGUGGUGGACAAAGUACACAAAAUCCUGCGCUUGAGUGAAUGUAGAAGUACUCUAUGUGUAAUUUUCUACUUGAGUAAAAGUACUAAAAAACUACUCUCUUUUAAAUGUACUUAAGUAUCAAAAGUAAAAGUAUGGUGUUUUAAUAAAUGCCUUUAAACACUUAAGUGCAUUUGUACCUUUACUCUAGUAGCAAUACAUAUAGAGUACUUCUACAUUUACUCAAGUAAAACUUUACCAAGGGUAUUUCUACUUUCAAUACAACAUUUUCAUACUUUGUCCACCACUGGUGUCUUGGGGGGUUGUUCGGGAGGAGGGCCAGUUGCUCUUUGUCGCUUGGUGAAACUUUUGAUGGUGCAAUCGUCGCUCCUGUAGAUGUGUGUGAGUGAGAGCUUGAGUGUAUAGAUGUAGAGAGAGAGGCUGUGGUACAGUACGUACGUGUGUGUGUGUGUGUGUGUGUGUGUGAGAGUGAGAGUGAGAGUGUGAGUGAGUGUUGCACAUGUACACAGGUGAUGUGGGGUGUUUGCUUCCAUUAUUUGCUCAUAUUUCUGGUUUUUAAAAUAAAAUAACUUUCGACUAAUACACUGAACCGCCCUUCAGUGCUGAAUCUGAACAUAGGCUCUGUACAUAUUAAAUAUAAUAUUAAAUCUGUUGAAAUAAAAUGGCUUAACACUA
Messenger RNA from Conger conger (European conger), 1860 nucleotides. RefSeq names its product peroxisomal biogenesis factor 19 (gene pex19). The transcript has 8 exons. The record is from RefSeq and is a predicted model, not a curated record. The coding region runs from base 53 to 931 and encodes 292 amino acids. Gene Ontology annotation, cellular component: peroxisome; peroxisomal membrane. Gene Ontology annotation, biological process: protein import into peroxisome membrane. NCBI's taxonomy places the organism in Eukaryota, Metazoa, Chordata, Actinopteri, Anguilliformes, Congridae.